AUGGCUUUCAUCUUCAGAACGGCCAUGCAAUCUGCAGGGCUUUCGCUCUCACUGCUAGGAUGGGUCCUGGCCAUUAUUACAACGUAUCUGCCCCACUGGAAGAACCUCAACCUGGACCUGAACGAGAUGGAAAACUGGACCAUGGGGCUCUGGAAAGCCUGCGUCAUCCAGGAGGAAGUGGGGAGGCAAUGCAAGGACUUUGACUCCUUCCUGGCCUUGCCAGCUGAACUCCAGAUCUCCAGGAUCCUGAUGUCUCUGUCGAAUGGGCUGGGGCUGCUGGGGCUGCUGGGCUCUGGCUGUGGCCUGGACUGCUGGAGGCUUGGAGAGAGCCAGAAGGGUCUGAAGAGGCGGCUGCUCAUCUUGGGAGGGCUCCUGCUCUGGACUUCGGGCGUGAUGGUCCUGGUUCCUGUCUCCUGGGUGGCCCACGUGACGGUUCAGGAGUUCUGGGAUGAGACCCUGCCUGAGAUUGUGCCCAGGUGGGAGUUUGGGGAGGCCCUUUUCCUUGGCUGGUUUGCUGGCUUCUGCCUGGUGCUGGGAGGGUGGCUGCUCAACUGUGCAGCCUGCUGGAGCCCGGCUGCCCCCGCCUCUGGCCACUAUGCAGUGGCAGGAUUGCAAGACCACGGUUCGUAUCUGGAAAACGGAACUGCACAGCCUCAAGUGUAAGCCACCAGCGGGGCCUAGUCACGUCCU
This is a messenger RNA of Microtus oregoni (creeping vole), 690 nucleotides long. Its product is annotated as claudin-22-like. Gene Ontology annotation, cellular component: plasma membrane; bicellular tight junction. The coding region runs from base 1 to 663 and encodes 220 amino acids. Lineage: Eukaryota; Metazoa; Chordata; Mammalia; Rodentia; Cricetidae. The transcript has a single exon. Gene Ontology annotation, biological process: bicellular tight junction assembly; cell adhesion. Gene Ontology annotation, molecular function: structural molecule activity. The record is from RefSeq and is a predicted model, not a curated record.